AUGCUUCAAAGAACAAUAUACAACAUAUCACUCAUCGCCAUCGCACUCAGCUUAUCAUCGACCACUUUUGCAAUAAGCUUUAAAAAAGACAUAGUGGUUCAACCUGACAAGAUCAACACGAAAUGGAGAGCAGAUAGCUCUGUAUCAUCAGAUGUCAAUAGCUGGCAGAUCUUCAAGUUAUCUUCAUUUUCUAAUGAUCAGGUUUCCAAUUCGAAACAUCGAAUUUCAUCUUCAGAAAUCGAAUCUCAUUUCACUUAUCAAGAUGAACGCAUAUUGAACGCCCAUCUUUUCGAGCAAGAAGAACCGUAUCAGUCUCGACGAAUGAGAAAAAAAUUAAUCAAAAGAUCACCUGCACUUGAGGGUCUUUUGAAUGGAGGAAGAGAAAUUGGAGAAGCAGCAGAGGGGUCAAAAGCAGCAGAAACUAUAGCUGAUAUUAACAAAGCUAGGGAACUUUCGACUCCUCCGAGUGACCGAUUGAUUAACACGGAUUUUGCAAAGUAUGGAAAAGCCGAUUCUUUUCGAGGCCCAACAUCCAAAUUAAACACGAUUCCAGCUGUCACCAGAUCAAAAUCACUCCCUAGCACCUUAUCAGGAGUAAAUGACCAAAAAGCAGCUCUGAAAGCCAUGGACGCUCGUUUCGACACAUCCUUAUAUCAAAUCACAGAUGAUAUCUUUAAGACUGAGCCAAAGCCAGUAGAAGCAGAAGAUUUUGAAUAUGAUGAAUUUGAGGAAAAAUAUCAGCAAAACCAAAAACGUCCGGUCGCUUUUGAAGCCUUCCUUUCACUUUAUGCAGAAAAAGAAUUAUUUCAAACUAUCAUUGAUGGUAAGGAAGAUAUUCAAACCGUUAAUGCUUUAGCCAACUUAGUAGAGAUCAGAAGAGAAGCAUUUGCCGAUGCACUCAAAACGGCCAUCAAAGCGGGUGUGGAAGACAAAGGGUUUUUGAAUUAUAGAACUACUGAAAAAACUCAUGCUCAAGUGGUUGCUUUGAGGAAAUUAAUCUCGACACCUGAGAUAGAUCUAAGCCAGCUUAAGAAUGCCAAUGAUCUAGGAAAAGGCACACGCAUUUCAUUUCCAGAAACCUUGACGGAAGAUGAGUUAAGAGGAAAGAACUCUGACCUCCUUUUCCAAAAACCACUAAUGGACAUCACAGCAGAUGAAUACUUUGAUGCACUCUACAGACCAAAAUCAAGUAUUGAUAUCCCACCCGCAGAAGAAGUAAACGUAGAGAAAGUCAAAAGUUUAGCAAACGAAGCCAUGGAAGCGGAUUAUCUUUAUGAUAAAGAGCAUACAGAAGCUACUUAUUUAGCAUCAAGAGAAGCACGAAAACAUUAUCAGUAUUACCUUUAUUCAUAUAUUGCGAAAAAUUCAAAGAUUAAUUAUAGUCUAUUCACUGAUUUACAAGAAAUCAUUAAUGCAAAAGGUAUUCCACUUGGACUUCAAACUCCAUCAAAAAGUAAGGUCUUAGUUUGGUAUAAUCAAUUUAAAUCUCAGUAUCAAGCAGUCAUAGCUAGACUUUCAUCAAUAUUCAAAGGAGGUCCAAACAGUAGGAUAGUACCAAUCUUCCCUGCUGAGGAGAUUGAUGCAUUAUCAGUCGUCUGA
Molecule: messenger RNA, 1599 nt
Organism: Melampsora larici-populina 98AG31
Lineage: Eukaryota; Fungi; Basidiomycota; Pucciniomycetes; Pucciniales; Melampsoraceae
Exons: 7
Coding region: 1-1599 (532 amino acids)
Source: RefSeq, a predicted model, not a curated record